Acanthoscelides obtectus is the source of this 1248-nucleotide messenger RNA. The record is from the annotation of a GenBank genome assembly. Lineage: Eukaryota; Metazoa; Arthropoda; Insecta; Coleoptera; Chrysomelidae.
AGUUUUGCAUAUGGUAAUAAAACAACACGGUAGGUAGUUUUAAAUGACUUUAUUGUUUUUCGAAGUAUUCUCCACGAAGAUUAAUACACAUCUGCAUGCGCUCGAACCAAUUUUCUAAGCACUUAUUCCACUCGUUUGCUGGCAGAUCCAAAACGGCAUAUUUGAAUGCGUCAACUGCUUCUUCUGGUGACUGGAACCUUUGACCACGCAUCUGUUUUUAAUUUUCGGGAAAGUAAAGAAAUCCUUGCAUUGUCUUGGUGGAGGAUGAUUCUUCUUUCGGAGUUGAUUUUUCGAAGCUCGGUCGUGACUUUUGGCAAACAAAUGGUGGUAUACCAAUCCGCAGUAACAGUUCUUUGCUUAUUAAGAGGAAUUGUUGCAAUAUGAACCGCUUUUGACACAAAUGUCGCGAACAUCUUUUUCGAGACACUUCGAGAACGGGUGACUUUUGUUGACUUUUCUUCACCUUGGAACACCCAAACAACCGCCUGUCGUUUAUUUUCUGGUUCAUAACAGUAAAUCCACGAUUCGUCACCACUAACAAUGCUGACACAUUUUUGACUUUCCGGAAUUGAAACGGUCAAGCGUUUUUUGACACCGAUUAACCCAGGCUGCUUUCUGCUCUUUAGUCAACAGGUGGGGUAUCAAACGAAAAACUAAUUUUCUUACUCGUAAUUCUUCAUGUAAAUUUUUUUGAAUUGAGGUCUUUGAGAUCUUCAAGGACGCCUCAAUCUCGCGAUAUGUCACAUGUCUUUCUUCAAUGAUGAGUUUGCGCACAGCAUCGACGUUUUCCUGGGUGACUGCUGUUUUUGGUGCACCCACCCUGGGAUCGUCGCUAAGACUAACCCGUCCACGUUUGAAUUCUCCACACCAACGGGAAAUUGUCGACUGAGGUGGCGCUUCGUUGCCGAAAACAGACAGUAACUCAGCAAGGCAUUCUUGUUGCGAUGAUUGUCUCUGAAAGUUGUAAUAAAUUAUGGCGCGAAAAUGUUCUCGGUUGAGUUGAAUUUUUCUAAUGACUUGGUGACACUUAGAAAUUCACUGUAAUGAGAACACUGCACGUAUUGUUGUGAAACUUUGAAUUUAAGUUUACUAAAGAGUGUAGGUUAAGAUUCAGUACUGACGUUCGAUCCGCGCGACCUACUAUGUUUCUAUAUGCAAAACUUAAAAGACAUCCCUCGUAUAUGGUCAGUUCUACGACGGUGAUUCCAACUUCUCUCAAUUAACUGACAGGUGGCCCCCAAACGUUAA